Cyprinodon variegatus (sheepshead minnow) is the source of this 1495-nucleotide messenger RNA. RefSeq lists its product as uncharacterized. Lineage: Eukaryota; Metazoa; Chordata; Actinopteri; Cyprinodontiformes; Cyprinodontidae. Bases 122 to 697 code for a protein of 191 amino acids. The record is from RefSeq and is a predicted model, not a curated record. The transcript has 6 exons.
CAUGGAGUCUGUCAGAGACUUCUGCUUUCUGUUCGAUUAUUGCACGGACUGCAGCUUUGAAUUCUUUCUCCAGCUUCAUAAAAAGCCAACAUUUAGUUAACCCAAAAAAAACAAAAAAAACAUGGAAAAUGUUAGAAAAUCCUCUCAACAGUAUGGAGCGCUGGAUAAAACUGAACUGCAAAGAGGGAUGGAAAAACCACAUGAUGUGAUCUCAAUGGCCGACUCUACAGUCACGAUUGAGGAGAUAGAAGGAGAGCUGUUCAAGAUUGACCAGAUACGGGACAUCCUCGUACGGAGAGAAUCGGAGCUAAGAUACAUGAUGGAUGACAUUCAGCUCUGCAAAGAAAUUACAAGGCUGAAACAAGAGCUGCAGAAGUUUGUCACAAUUCCAGACAUAGACAAAUCUGCAGAAGACAGAGAGAAGGAGGAGGAGCUACUGAAGCAGAUAAACAAGCUGGUGGAAACCAGAGACUUCCUGGUUGAUGAUGUAGAGUUCGAAAGGCUCAGGGAGCUAGAGGAAGACAAGGAGAUGGCAGCCUUCUUACAGUCAAAAUUUCCCAAAGGUUUGGCUGAAAAAGGUGCCGUGCAAGAUCAGAGGGUUGCUACCAAAUCCCAGCAGACAUCGAAUUCAAUUCUUUCUAAAACUGGAUUAUCACUGCUAAAGGACUGCUGUGGCUUUACCUGUUCUGUCAUGUAGAAGAGGAAAAACCUGAGGCUGCAUGAGUGUUGAAAUACUAAUUAGAUUCUUCAGUGUUUUUUGUGUAUCUGUUGUUUCCUUUUAACAAUUAUAUACAACACCAUAAAAAAGGCGUUAAGUCCCUUUAAACUUUUAUCACAUGAUAACCACAAACAUCCUUGUAUUUGAAAAGCUUUUUCUGUAUAGAAAACACAAAGCAGUCCAUGACUGUCUAAUAAUACAAAUCAUAUCUGAAAAGUGUGGCGUACAUUUUAUUUGGCCCCAUGUCUGUGGUUGCUUGAAGGAAAAUACAAAAAAUAAAAAACAGAAGUUAAGUCCAAUCCAAAUGCAAUACUUUUAGGAAAACUGUGCUGCACUUGCUUUAUUGGUGUCAAAGAGUGUGGAUGUUUGGAAGGCAGAGAAACGCCAUCGGCUCAUGUGGAUGGUGAGAAUUAGACUGGGCAUAGAAAUAAGUGCACCUCUACGAUUUCAAACUUAAGGCCAGUAGCAACACAUACGAUUUGUUUUCAAUCGGAUCUUUUAAGCAAAAUCUCAAACUGAGGUAAAAAACCAGGCAAUGAUCACAGGGAGGCAGAUAAACAAUACCGAUUUAGAUGAGCAGGAAGUGAUUGUAGGUCCAAGGGCAGAAUGUGGGUUGUAGUCCAGAUAUAUGGUUUACAGAGAGAAAUAGUCUAUGACAUGUUCUCCUAAACAUUUCAGUCUGUAGCUGUAAAUAUAACAAUGCAAAACACUGGUGACCAUCUAAAAAACACAUCCAAUACCCUCAUAUUUAUUUAUAAAUAUAAUUUUUUUGAAUUG